This is a messenger RNA of Beauveria bassiana ARSEF 2860, 1437 nucleotides long. RefSeq names its product Putative SNARE complex subunit Vam7. The coding region runs from base 1 to 1437 and encodes 478 amino acids. Lineage: Eukaryota; Fungi; Ascomycota; Sordariomycetes; Hypocreales; Cordycipitaceae. The transcript has 2 exons. The record is from RefSeq and is a predicted model, not a curated record. Gene Ontology annotation, biological process: spliceosomal snRNP assembly.
AUGUCUAUUAAGCGCGAGCAUGAGCAGGUGGACGAGUCGGGGCCGUCGAAGCCAGAGCAGAAGCGCGCGCGGAAGGCGCGACCAAAGCAGAGCUCAUCGGUAGAUCCCAACUCUGGCCAAAAUUAUGUGUUUGCCACGUACCACAACGCAACAACUAUUCCUGUCGGGGAGGAAUCUGAUUUUGAGGAUGAUACCGACGCAAUGGCAUAUCUGAUGUCCGUGAGAUCUCAAGCAUCCGAGAUACCACACGUUCUUGCGGCGCCUCGAAGGCAGAUUGGGCCGCAGAUACCAAAAGACUUUGUCAGAAUCACACAUGAGGAAUCGGAUGAUGGCGAUAUCAGGGUCGAAGCGGACGAUGAAGUCGAUAAAAGCAUACACAUCACUGGUCUCGGCGACGGCCGGGGCUUCUACGAAGACGGCGCAUAUAUCGGCCGAGAUUACUAUCGCGAUGAUGCCGAGGGCAGCGAUAACUGGGACGAGACUGAGGACGAAGAUGGAGAGGUUUCAGAAGCAGCCGUGUUGGAGGCAUACUCUAGUGCCAUCAUGCAUCAGUAUCACCGCCUGCGUGCUAUCUUGAACAGACCUCCCCCAGUGGAUGCAGCUAAGCGCAUUACGUCUUCACAAGCCACGUAUGUCGCUGCCUUUGGUCCGGGGUCGUCGGCCAUCAAAGUCUGGCCACCGCUCCUGCGCAAUACAGACCCUACUCCACUGCAAGUAUCCCUCAUGUCAAAAGACACCGUCAUCAGGAUACUGCGCCUCAUGCUCGGGGGAAAGUUUUUGCGCCGUGGCUAUCCGAUGCCUGAGCGCACCAGUCGCUGGAUAUGGGCUCUACUGGCAAAGCUACCAGAGCGAGGAGAGCUCAAUCACUCGGAAAUCGGAUGGGUGCGGGACCUUGGUCGAAGAGCUGUGCUGCUGGGUAGAAGCCUUUCUGAAAUGGCUGCGCUCCGCGAAGAGCUUGCAAAGGGAGGGCUAGGGGUGAAUGAUGCUGUGGACGCUAGUAGCAGCGAUGACGAGCUUGUUGCCGACGAGCUUGAUGGCCAAGAAGAAGAUGGUGCGCCAAACGGAGAUGAACCUGAAGAGAUGAACGACAAACCAGAUCAAGGUGCGGGUGAAGAAAGCACCGAAGCGGCGGAUGAGGGUGAAGAUGAUGUGGCAAUGGAUCUCGAGUCUGACUCUGACGAGGGAGAAAUCUGUGAGGACAGAGAGGAGAAAACCUCUGAGAAGGACGAAUCAUUGGAAGCUGCAAAAGCCGCAUUCCUAGCUCGACUGGAGGUACAGACGUCUGAUGACGAAGACGACGAGGAGGAACUUGAUGCCGUUCGGGAGCGGUCUCGAAUGAACAUGCGAGCGACGCUCAACAUGAUACUGACAAUUACCGGCGAGUUCUACGGUCAAAGAGAUUUGCUCGAAUUCCGGGAGCCAUUUGUCGGCAUGUAA